GGCAGACAAGCGACUGUGUCUUUUCGCUGCAGCAGUACCGGCCGCCUCACAGCGCGAAUUUCUGGCAUACGCUUUCACCCUCGGCGCAUCAGAUAGUGCGCAUAACGGUGGUGCACAGCUAGAGACAACGUCACAAUGGCCGUCACACUGCGGGACAAGCAAAUAGCUAGCAUAAAGCGAAUCCUCAAUCUCAACGCGCCCAUCACCGACGUAGAAGCCCAGAACGAUGCGAACGAGGUCCCUGAGACAGCUACAGGCGGUGCGAUAUGGAAGGUGUUGGUCUUUGACGAGAUGGGGAGAGACGUCAUAAGCUCAGUUCUGCGAGUGAACGAUCUGAGGGCUUCUGGGGUCACAAUACAUCUGAACAUUGGAACCACGCGCCACAUGAUCCCUGAUGUCCCAGUCAUAUACCUCGUCGAGCCGACCGCACAGAACCUCCAAACCAUUACCUCCGACCUCUCUCGCGGCCUCUACAGCCCCGCAUACCUCAACUUCCUCUCCAGCAUACCUCGACCCCUCCUGGAAGACUUCGGCGCCCAAGUGGUCCAGACAAACACAGCGGAGCACCUAGCGCAGGUCUACGACCAAUACCUGAACUUUGUCGUCUCAGAGCCAGACCUGUUCCACUUGAACAUGAAGGGAGCUUACCACACCCUGAACAGUGGUCAGACAUCAGAUCAGGAGCUGGAUAGCGUUGUAGACAGGAUUGUUUCUGGACUCUUCUCGGUUGUCGUUACAAUGGGAGUCGUGCCCAUCAUCCGCUGUCCCAAAGGCGGUGCGGCCGAGGACAUCUGUGCGAAGCUAGAUCGAAAGCUGCGAGAUCACAUUCUGAACUCGAAAACCAAUCUCUUCUCAGACAACAAAUCCUCGGCGGUCUCUUCGCGGCCGGUGAUGGUCAUUGUCGACCGAAACGUAGACCUGGUGCCCAUGUUCAGCCACUCGUGGAUCUACCAAAGUUUGGUUUACGACGUGCUUGACUUCCACCUUAACAAGAUCAGCAUCUCCGUUCCCGUAGAUAAGGACCACCCCGAGAAGGGAACCAAGAAACAGUCGCACGACCUAACUGCCUCUGACUAUUUCUGGGCCAGGAACGCGUCGCUGCCGUUCCCUAACGUCGCUGAAGAUGUCACAAACGAAUGGAACAAAUACCAGCAAGACGCGGACAACGUCACAAAGAAGACCGGCGCCAACUCUCUAGACGAUCUUAAUGGAGAGACGAAUCAGUUCGCAGCGCACUUGAAGGGCGCCAUGGCUCUACUGCCAGAGUUGCGCGACAGGAAGGCUACCAUCGAGAUGCACAUGAACAUUCUUGAGGCGGUCAUGGAGGGCAUCAAGAAUCGAAAGAUGGACUUUUACUUCCAGCUCGAGGAAGAGCUAGCAAAGCAGACGAAAGCACAAAUCCUCGAGGUCAUCAAGGACAGCGACAAGGGCAACGAUCCGCUGGACAAGCUCCGGCUAUUCCUGCAAUGGUACCUCACCACCGAAACCGAACUAUCGCGCGGCGACUUCGAUUCUUUCACAUCUGCCCUCGAAGCUGCCGGCGCCGACAUCACACCCGUUAAAUACGUCAAAUCCGUGCGCCAACUGACCCGCAUGACAAUGAUCACAUCUACGCCCGCACAGCCCGCACAAAGCACCUCGCACCUCUUCGGUGGUUUCUCGUCACUCUCGUCGCGCGUGACCGACAAGUUCAAGGAAGCCGGACUGGGCGCAAACUUCGAAGGCGUGCUCUCAGGAAUCAAGAACUUCCUCCCCACCAACACCGAUCUCACGCUCACCAAGAUCACCGAGUCGCUCAUGGACCCGCAGAACGCCUCGAGCUCGGCAAUCAGCAAGACAGAGUCGUACCUCUACUUCGACCCGCGCUCGGCUAAUGCGCGCGGCACGCUGCCUCCUGCGAGCGCGGCCCGCAACCAGCAAAAUACUGUUGGCCGCGGGAUCGAAGCGACGUUUGGGCAGCGCAGACAAGGAUUCAGCGAGGCCAUUGUAUUCACGGUCGGUGGUGGGAGUAUGGAUGAGUAUGGCAAUUUGCAGGAGUGGGCGAAGCGGACGAGUGCUGGGACACAGGGGCCGAGCCAGAAGAGGAGGAUCGUAUAUGGUAGUACGGCGCUGUACAGCGCGACAGAGUUUGUCACAAAGGAUCUGGCCAAGUUGGGGGCGGAGAGCUCGUAGACGGAGCGAGUGUGGCGAGCGUGGUCUGCAUCGUCGGUACGGCCAGGUCUGUGCGGCGACUUGCGGCUGCGAUUUGCACGUUGGGAAGUAGAUUGCACGAAUAUCGAAAAUGCAAGUAUCGAACGACUUCAGGU
Didymella exigua CBS 183.55 is the source of this 2306-nucleotide messenger RNA. Its product is annotated as Sec1-like protein. The record is from RefSeq and is a predicted model, not a curated record. Gene Ontology annotation, cellular component: cytosol; Golgi membrane. The transcript is spliced from 6 exons. Gene Ontology annotation, biological process: endoplasmic reticulum to Golgi vesicle-mediated transport; intracellular protein transport. NCBI's taxonomy places the organism in Eukaryota, Fungi, Ascomycota, Dothideomycetes, Pleosporales, Didymellaceae. Bases 136 to 2172 code for a protein of 678 amino acids. Gene Ontology annotation, molecular function: syntaxin binding.